AAAUUUAUAAUUUGUUACUUCCUGGUAGGUUUGAUAAUGUUUUGAAUUUAGUAUUCUGCACAUAGAGCAUUCUCAAAAACACAAGGACAGAAAAUGAUUUUCAAUACCUGUAUCGUCACAGCAUUUAUUCUCAUAAAGUUUUCAUCAGCAGACCCGUGCUCAUCUUAUACAUUGCUACGUGACCAGUACAGAAGAUCAAGUGGAUAUAUGCUGCAGCCAGGAGAUAUAAGUAUCAGUGACAACUUCCUUACUGCAGGAUGGUAUCGAUUUGAUAGUGGUGCAGGAAAUGAUAUGGUGACAUUUGCACCCGACAUAGGCCAAUGUGGAACUGUAUUUCCUAUAUGGAUGCAAGGAAACUUGUCAUCAGAUACUGACGGGGAGGUAACAAGAACAGCUUGUAUCGUGGGACUAAAAAAUACUUGUGGAAAGAAUUUCCAAAUUAAGAUGAAAAGCUGUGGGUAUUACCGAGUGUAUUUUUUGGUGCCGUCUCCUCAGGCCUCGACAGGAUACUGCAUAGGAGAGGCAAGCGUGUGUCCUGCAGGUCAGACUUCUCAUUCUUUCUUCACUCCUUGUGAACCCUAUACUCCUGUUAGCACGAAUCCAACAGUAAAUGUAUCACUAGAAUACAUUGAUUUAAACACUACUGGAGGACCCAUAGCGGCCGUGUUCAAGUGUCUCUGUUCAGAACCCUCCGGGGGCCCUUAUUGGUACGACACCUAUUGGUAUAUCAAUAAUGAAGAAGUUAAGUUGGUAGAAUCUCGUCCCUAUCAAGACAACAAGAGCUGGCUCUACCCAGAAGACUGGGUACACAGGCACAACAUGAACAUGGUGGUAAAGUGUUCAUUGAGGGUUAGAAAAGAAAAUGGAGGGACUCCUGGUCAUUAUAAUUACAGUACGGAAUUCCAAGCGGGAAUAUUUCCUUCAAAGUAUGCUUAUGAAGUCGUAGAAGGAGAAACAAUUACGAUUGAGUUCACAGUUACAGUUCCCGUCGGUUGUUUUGAUGUUGAUAUGAGAACACAAUGUGGUGUUGAAGUUUACUUACAAACUCCAGUCUAUCAAUCUUCUGCAAAUCCAUGCGUUAACUUCACAGGACAAGGAUCGAUUACCUUCAAGAAAAAUGGAUGCGGAUUGACCAUUGCAAGUUCUACCUGGUGGCAAAAACUGAUUUUAAAUGUCACCGGAAAAACAGAUGGACGAGUCAAUUUGAGAAAAAGAGGAGUAAAUUUAAAAUUAGGAACCAAAACAGAAAGCACAACUGAUUCAUCGGAGGUUUGGUUUAAUCUCUCAGUGCCAGACAUAAAGAUCUUCAUUAUUGAUGCGGAUUUAAGUGUGGUUAACAAGCAAUGUCACGCCAACACUGAUCCUAGAAUGAAAACAUUUGAUGGGGAAGAUAAUUGGACAGCACAGUCGUGUGGAGAAUUCGUUAUGUACAGGGACAAUAGCAGGAACAUUUCGGUUCACGCCUUGUUUUCCUCUUGUUUCUGGAACGGCUGGAGAGGACAAGGGCCAUGCGGAUGUGGUAUUGCCGUAAAGGUAGAAGACUCUCUGUUUGUCUAUCGGACUUGUGGAACGAUUUCCUACAGGUUCUUGAAACCGUUAGAACAUCAUGAUACCGUUUAUCACGUGUGCAGUGAACAAAAAAUGGUGAUCGAAAAAAAAGAGCCAUGGACAAAGAUUACCUUACCAACUGGUGCUAUCGUUGAGUUCAAUGUAGGCAGAAACUGGCUGUACAAUAUCCACAUAACACCUUCUAUAUUUGACAAGGAUAACGUGGAGGGCUUGUGUGGAAAUCCUAAUGGUAAUGUGUAUGACGACUUCAGGCUUCGCGAUUCCUCUGUGUCAAUGUGGUGGGAUAAACGCGAAUUUCAGAAGAGCUGGCGUAUCAAUCUAGCCUCAUCUGAAAGUCUUUUUGGUCCAAACCUAGUGUUGAAAAGAAAUGAUUUUUUCAAACUUCAGAGGUACUGUGAUUGUGCCACUGCAAAGUCAGGCCUAGCUGAUCAAGAACCUCUGACGAGUCAUUUUACUGCAAAUUGUUCUGUAAAUAGUACCUCUCCAGCUUUAUUGUGUCCUCAAAAAGCAUAA
Molecule: messenger RNA, 2082 nt
Organism: Saccostrea cuccullata (small rock oyster)
Lineage: Eukaryota; Metazoa; Mollusca; Bivalvia; Ostreida; Ostreidae
Exons: 12
Coding region: 94-2082 (662 amino acids)
Source: RefSeq, a predicted model, not a curated record